Molecule: messenger RNA, 3285 nt
Organism: Labrus mixtus (cuckoo wrasse)
Lineage: Eukaryota; Metazoa; Chordata; Actinopteri; Labriformes; Labridae
Gene: trarg1a
Product: trafficking regulator of GLUT4 (SLC2A4) 1a
Exons: 3
Coding region: 598-1143 (181 amino acids)
Cellular component (GO): membrane
Source: RefSeq, a predicted model, not a curated record
CAGCGUGAAAACAGAGGAAGAGAAGGGGAGGAGAAAGUGGCUCAUUUGAUGCUCUGCUGUAAGGGAGACGUUUCACUUCAUCCUUCUUUAUAUUGAGGAAAGGGAGGAGAAGCGUUCAGACUAUUCUUAAUUUACAGACAGACUGAAAGGGAAAGUGGUUCGAGUCUUGGAUGAAGGCGGGAGGACAGGAGCUCCUCAAAACUGAAUCGAGUGUACCUGGAUGUAUCAGAGCAGAGGGGAGGCGUUCUGAUCACAGCCACUCUUUGGAAAUGAGCGGAUAUGACAGAUGAAGAAGGAAAUUAAUUCAAGAAGAAGAAUGAUUAUUACAGGACGCACACAAGCUUUCACAAUUUAGCCUUUUCUUUUAGAGUUUUAAACUACUAUACGCUUUAAAAAUUAUCUUGUUUUCUUCCUCCACCACACCUCGUCUGGAGACUCAGAUCAUAAAUCAAACUUGACCACAUCUCAACAGAAUAGUUUUGAAAGUUUAAUUCGGCUGUAUUAUGGGAUAUCACGUUCUCAUAGCAUUUGAUCUAUUUUAAAUCAUUUAAAAAAAUACUAUUUGCUGAUAUAGUUUGUUAAACCUGGAACUUUAACAUGGCCAUCAACACGGACACCGACUUCCUGAAAUCUAACCUGGGUGAGGGUGGUGGAGGAGGAACCCAGCCUGCAGACUCCCACGAGACGGAGAAGCUCCUCGCGCUGACCACAGAGCCCGGUGGGAACGGGAUGAAGAUGUCCACUUCCUUCACCGUCAACAUGGACACCGACCGGGGCCUGGAGGCCGACCAGAACGGCCACAGCAUGGCGUUGAGGUCAGGCUCCGCCGGGCAGCUGGCCGCCUCCGGCCCCUUGUCCCCCUCCAAGGCCAGCCUGAGCCGCUCCUCCACCGGGAACGCCACCGUGCAGGAGACCCCCAAACCCAAGGAUUACCUCAUCCUCGUCAUCCUGUCCUGCUUCUGCCCCGUGUGGCCCGUCAGCAUCGUGGCACUGGUCUACUCCAUCAUGUCCAGAAACAGUCUCCAGGUGGGGGACAUUGACGGGGCCCGGAGGCUGGGGCGGCUGGCUCGCCUGCUCAGUAUCGUCGCCAUCGUGCUGGGCAUAGUCACCAUCGUCGUCGGUGUCUCGAUGUCAGUAAUGUAGUCACGCCGAGGAAGAAACCUACUGUCAAAGCCAGAACCCGGAUGCAACACGGGGGCAAAAUGCUCAUUCAAAAAAAAAUUGAAAAAUAAAAGUACAAUUCCUUAUUUAUACAACCACACAGAAUGCGAGAAAAAUAGGAAACUCAUGACAGUAGGUACUGCAGCAAGUAAACAAAAGAAAAAUCAUUCAGAGAUGCAUGCAUUAGAAUCCAGUAACAAUUGCUUGACGAAAAACCUGAUGUAGAAUUGUUCCGGUUAAAAACAGAGGAAAAAAGAAAAUGCAGAAUUGAAUGUGGAGGACUCAAAAUUGUGUCUUUGUGGGAUUUCGAACUUCUUAAAAUGAAGAGGACGAUUGGAGCAAAGAGCAAAAAAAUAGACACUUUCUUUGUCUGGGAUGGAGCUGCUUUAAAAAAAGAAUUUAGGGUUUGGACUUCAACCUUCAGACGGCUGCAAAUAAUCCUCAUAUUAUUCUCCACUGAACCUCUUGCAUUCAAAACAUAUACAGCUACGAAUAUAUUUGAAAUAUAAAUAUAUGGAUAUAUAUAUAGAUGUACAUUUUAUAAAAUGUUUGUAUGCAAAGUGUUGCUGAGUUUGUUGUGACAAAUAGCUGCUCUGUCAGCAUCAGUGGAAACUUCAAGCUUUGUGGAGAAAGGACAAGGAACACAAUUUUGAUUCUGUUAUUGAUUAUGAUUUUUUGAAUCUAAAAAAAGGAGACCAACUGCAUGCCUGAAUGUAGAUAACCAAAAUCCUGCCUUCCUUUGUUCUGACUGUUAUUACAUGUCUGGAGAAACUGAACCGUUUGCACAUGGAAGAGUGAUUUGUGUACAUUAUGUGAGUUCAGCCACUGUUGAAUGUGUGAGAAGUGUCGUCUAACCCCAGCUCCCUUUUUGUAUGUCUCAAGUCUCUUCGACCUUGCCUUGCUCCGGCAGACUGAAACGCAUGGCAAACCUCUCAAAAUCUUUCAACUCUUUAUUUCCCGCCACGACAUUAAUGAUUUAUUUAGUAACCACAACAUGUGUUUAGAUGUCUGCUGUCCUUCAAUUUUUUUUUUAUCCGUACUGUUAAACUCAUUUUAAAUAUAUAUCCCUCCAUUUGCCAUGUUUCCAUUGUUAUACAGUGACUGUUUCAUGCCAUAGUUUCACUGUCUCCCCCUCUUGUAAUGGUAUCAAAUGUAUUUAUAUUGGAAAAUAUAUAUAUGCAAUAUGUACGCAUGCUAUGUGCCAAACAGGCCCAAUACACACAUAUUCAUUUUGUUGUAAAUGAUCAGGCCUCUGGUUUUGACCUGAGAAAUAACAAAAGCAUUUAAAUAAUCUUUCUUUUUUUAAAUCACAGCACGACAGAUUGUCUGUAUUUGUCACUUUAUCGAAGGAGACUUCAAAGUAUCACAUUGCCUGUCACUAAGCAGGACUGUUACAUGGACACCGUGCAGGCUCCUGCUACAAGCACAGGUUACAUCACUGUUAGAUCACGUGGCUUCUUUUUAAAAGGUUUUCUUCGGGCAUUAUUGCUUUACUUUACUUGAAUCAAGAAUAACUUGAGCAACUUCUCGUGCAAGGCAUAAAAAGUGACGCAAUUCUUUUUUUGUAUAAGGGCUCGUACAAGUGAAGAGAAAUGUAUAAUAUGCACCAAAAGUGAUAUCACUAAGCUGUAAAGUGAAAAUAAUCACUCUAAGUCUAAAUCUGCAGUCAUGUUUAGUGUCAGCACUGUAACCUCAAUGAUUUGUGCUAAAUGGGUUAUCUUCAUUCUAAUUCAUAUUUCUAAAAAAUAAUAAUUCAUAAAUAAAAAGACGACUUUCUUAAUCCCAACAUCAGAAAGCAGCAAAACUCCAAAGAUACCAGUGUUUACUACCAAACUGUAGUGGGAAUAUACAUACUUAACAAAGUGAUGAAAUGGUUCAUUGGCUCUGAUCACAGAGUGGAUGCUACUGCUUUAACAUAUAAGAUAACAUAUGUUUUUGUCUCUGUUGUCAUGGAGCCAGAUGUCUAACCUGUAAGCUCUGCUCUGUCUGUGAAAAUACUUCAAACCAUUUCUUCAUCCCUAAAUAUUGACGUGUUCAUUUUCCACUAUAUUGUAUGUGCCAGUUUUCAUCUCUGUGGUGUACAUUUAGCAUGUCUUGAAAUAAAUGUUACCAUGCAUGGUCCAA